Molecule: messenger RNA, 780 nt
Organism: Anopheles moucheti
Lineage: Eukaryota; Metazoa; Arthropoda; Insecta; Diptera; Culicidae
Product: nucleolar protein 16
Exons: 3
Coding region: 113-718 (201 amino acids)
Biological process (GO): ribosomal large subunit biogenesis
Cellular component (GO): nucleolus
Source: RefSeq, a predicted model, not a curated record
AAAACAACGUUGUUUAUCUACGCCGGCUGUACGGGCUGUACUAGGUAGAAAUAAAGUUCCAUUCAAAUAAUAUUACUCAGGCUUGGUGAACAUCCACUUUUAAACCUCCACCAUGGUGCGUAGAUUGAGAAAGACGAAAAAAGCCCAGAAAUAUGAUUACUCUCGCAAUAGGAAGCGUUUGUCACAGAAAAAUCGUCGCAAUGGAAACAUCAGAAGUGCCGAAAUUCGAGCUGCUUAUGAUGAUAAAAAGCGUCCGGCUAGAAAUAUCCGCGAUAUGGGUCUCGCGUACGAUGUGAACCGUGCUAUUCCAAUUCCAAAUGUUAAAAAACAAAUGCAGGACAUGGAAAAGAUGCUGUCCGGGCAGAAGGUGAAAUCUGGGGCACGUAAGACGCGUGCUGCACCGAAGCAGCACGUCGCUGAACAGCUGGAGGAAGAUGCAAACGAAUUCGUCGGCACACGGUUCCGAAUGGCUAGAUCGAUGGUUCGGAUCAUCACGGCUAUGAUCGAUCGGCAUGGAUUCAACUAUGGGGCGAUGGCAAGGGAUCGAACCAACUACGAGCAGGAAACGUGGCGACAGUUCCGCAGCAAGAUUCGACGUUUUCUACGCAUUCCGGAGCAAUGUACACCGUACCUGGAGGAAAAGGGUUGGAUCGAUUGCGAUAUGAGCGAUCCGACCGAUCCGCGUUGGAAGGAAUUUGGAACCGAUGAUGAAUCGUAGCCCGUAGUACUUUAUGUAAGAUUGAACGGUUGUUAAUAAAAUAAAAUAUGCAAUUUAUGCUA